UUAACCUUCUUUGAACUUGGGUUAGGUGCCUGUGGAAAGGAUUAUAGUGGCCAGGAUGAAACUGCAACCGUUGUCGCCUUGUCUCACCUCUUAAUGGGAGAGCUAAGUAAUAACAAUCCCUUUUGUGGGAAAGGUGUUAUUAUUGAAGUGGGUGGGCGUGAAGUUAAGGCAGUAGUACAGGAUAAAUGUCAGGCUUGUGGGAUUAAUGAUAUUGAUGUUAGCCAGAAGGUAUUCCGGGAGGUGUUUGGAUCCCUCGCACUGGGCCGAGGGAAGGUUGAGUGGUGGCUA
Messenger RNA from Fusarium oxysporum Fo47, 288 nucleotides. RefSeq names its product RlpA-like double-psi beta-barrel domain-containing protein. The transcript has a single exon. The annotation marks the transcript as partial. The record is from RefSeq and is a predicted model, not a curated record. Lineage: Eukaryota; Fungi; Ascomycota; Sordariomycetes; Hypocreales; Nectriaceae.